Messenger RNA from Striga asiatica, 3275 nucleotides. Lineage: Eukaryota; Viridiplantae; Streptophyta; Magnoliopsida; Lamiales; Orobanchaceae. The record is from the annotation of a GenBank genome assembly.
CAACAACAGACUUAAUCAGACUUCACAGUGGUAAAAAAAUACAUGAAAGACUGGAAGUGAUCACUCAAAGACAUUUGACUUGAAAAAUUUAUCACUAUUUUACCAGGUAAAAGAGUUCUCACCUUCUUGGGAAGGUGAGAGGGAGUGGCUUCUCUAUUACCUGACCUAGCUUAUGAAAAUCUUGAUUUUAGAGCCCCAUUUUUGGGUAGAAAGAGUCAGCAAAAUCAGCAUCAACACCUAUACCAUUAAUGCUGAGCAUUAAAAAAAAAAUGUGAACUUUGAAGAUUGAGACAAAAGAAAAAGAGUGAGAGACAAAAACCCGCUCGAAGAAGAAGAUGUUCUCUGUUGAAUCUUGAUUGUUUGCGAAGACCCUUUUGAUGGGCUGAGUGUUUAUAAUCCCUCAAUCUAGAUUUGCUUAUGUUUUUCCACUGAUUCUAAUAAUGAGACCUAAUAUUCCAAUCCCAUUUUGUGUCGGACGAUUGCAUUGAUGAUUAUUGCCCGAUAUAAACCGUCACAUAGUUAGAAAAAAAGUAACCAAUGGGUGGGCUUUGCUCGAGAAGGUCCACUGACGACUCUGCAUUGUCUGAUGCACUUUCACAUGUCAAUGGCCGAUUGAGCUACGGCUCUGGAAUUAUUUUUCAGUCUCGUGUAUUGAACAAGAAAGAAGAUAAUAAUAAUACACCUGCUGACGUGGAAAUCAGUGAUAGGGAAUCAAGAGAGCCAUUCUCCUUCCCUGUGAACUUUGACGACUUUAAUGAUGGUAUACCUCGUCUGUCGAGGGCAUUAUCCGAUAAAUCUCGAUCGGCGAGAUCGAAGCAAGCCGCAAUUGCUAAGGUCUCAGAGGUGAGUUCGAUUUUGGGCCGAGCAGGCACAGUUGGCCUCGGCAAAGCAGUUGAUGUGCUGGACACACUUGGUAGUAGCAUGACUAAUUUGAACCUUAGCGGUGGUUUUGCAUCCGGGAUAACUACUAAGGGUAUCGCAAUCUCGAUUCUGGCAUUUGAGGUGGCAAACACGAUCGUCAAGGGAAGUAAUCUGAUGAACUCCCUUUCAAGCGAAAAUAUUCGGCAUCUAAAAGAGGUUGUGCUCCCUUCUGAAGGCGUACAACGAUUGAUAUCGAGGGACAUGGAUGAACUCCUAAGAAUUGCUGCAUUUGACAAGAGGGAUGAGUUGAAAGUCUUUUCUGGUGAAGUCAUUCGUUUUGGGAAUCGCUGUAAGGAUCCCCAGUGGCACUACUUGGACCGUUAUUUCGAGAAAAUUGAAAUGGAGCUCACGCCUCUCAAACAGUUGAAAGAAGCAGCAGAAGCUGAUAUGCAUCAGUUGAUGACGUUGGUUCAGUACACGGCUGAGUUGUACCAUGAAAUGCAUGCACUGGACAGAUUUGAACAGGAUUGUAGGCGCAAGGCUCAAGAAGAAGAGAACUCGAGUUCUGCACAGAGAGGAGACAGCCUCGCAAUUUUACGUGCAGAGCUGAAAAGCCAAAAGAAACAUGUAAAGAGUUUGAAGAAAAAGUCAUUGUGGUCAAAGGUUUUGGAGGAGAACAAAGGGAUACUUGUUAAGAAAAUACAAACCUUUGUCACAGCACCGUUAAGAGUUCUGGUGAUGGAGAAGCUUGUGGACAUAGUUCAUUUCCUGCAUUUGGAGAUCCAUUCGGCAUUCGGUAAUAGUGAUGGAAAAACUCCAGUAAAAAACCACCACCAGAGAUUAGGAUCUGCCGGACUUUCGUUGCACUAUGCAAAUAUCAUCAACCAGAUCGAUACGCUCGUGACGAGAUCUAAUUCGGUGCCACCGAGCACUAGAGAUGCUCUGUAUCAAGGACUGCCGCCGAAUAUAAAAUCUGCUUUGCGCUCCAAAUUACAAUAUUUUCAGCUCACGAAAGAGUUAACGGUCCCACAAAUCAAAGCAGAAAUGGAGAAAACACUGCAAUGGCUGGUCCCAAUGGCCACUAACACAACCAAGUAAAGUUGCUUUCUCUGUUAAACUCGAUUGCAUUUAAUGAAAUUAAGAUUUCUCUUGGUCCCUUUUUUCAUGAAAAGUCCUUGUUCUUGUUGAGUUUAAUGAAGGCUGAGUUGCACAAUAUGCCGGGAACUCAAUUUGUUUAUAUUAUAUCAUAUUUCGUGUCCCCUUAUUGUCUUUUUCCAUUAUUUCUUUGUGAAAACUACAAAAGAUUGAAAAAGAAAAGACAGAAAGACCCCAACCCGUUGACCCAGUAAGUGUUACAAUACAAACAAAUACUCAAAAGGGUCCUCAGAAAAAAAGAAGCUAACAAGUGGCGUUUAUUAUUGUGAGUUACAUAUAUGGGUUGGACUUUCUAUACUAAGACUACUAAACUUCAAAAGGUGACAUUUUUAAAUAAUUCUUUACUUCUUAUACGAGCUCCCGAUGUCUUUUAGAGCAAAUUGCUCUGUAUUUGGUGCACCUUUUUGACUAUGUGGCAUAAAAUAAUGUUAUAAACAGGCUCCACCACGGCUUUGGAUGGGUCGGAGAAUGGGCAAACACCGGAUCCGAUAUGAGCCGCCAGCCAGCUGGCCACACGGACCUCCUCCGAAUCGAGACCCUCCACCACGCGGACAGGGAGAAAACCGAGGCCCACAUACUCGACCUCGUGGUAUGGCUCCACCACCUCAUAGCCCAAUCACGGGCCUCCACCGGGCCCGGGCCCAAAUCCCCCAUCCGCUCCCCCAACCAGAAGGCCCUCCUCCAGCUGUCGCCCCAAAAGCCUGUUUCGCCCUCAACGGGCCUUUCGGUCGAAGACCAACUAAUGCUCCAUGCCGUUAGCAAACGUAAGCUAACGCCCGGCAUUAGCAAAAGCCAAGAAUUCGAUACUUCAAAAACGAGGCUUCUGUGCAAAAACCACCGGCUGAGCAGAAGCAGCAAUCACUCCCCGACUCGCGAGAAUUGGGACCCGUUUUCGGUCAGGAGGCCGUUUUCUGUCCCAGUCAUCGAUUUCGAAAUCGACCGAAUCAAGGCUUUGGAUGUCAUUGACAGGGUCGAUAUGAUCUGAGGGGCAAAAUGGUAAAAAAGACGGAUCUUUACCGGGUUCGGUUCGGAUUUUCGGGUUCUUUGUAUAGAGUGACAGUAAAUUUGUUUUUGUUGGCUGUCUGUGUUGUUUUGUAUUUGCAUAAUGUGAGGUUUGUAGCUUGUCGUAAAUGGGAAGUUGUUGUGUUUUUAGUUUUUAGUUUUUAAUGCGUUCUUUGAGUUUCAGCUGAUGUAUUGCUUUCAGGUGGUAGAGUUAAAAUUUGGAAUUUUACCCAUUUUUUUUUUUUUUCUUUUCCCAA